Molecule: messenger RNA, 1926 nt
Organism: Blepharisma stoltei
Lineage: Eukaryota; Ciliophora; Heterotrichea; Heterotrichida; Blepharismidae
Source: the annotation of a GenBank genome assembly
AUGUGUGAAAGUAUGAUCGUUUUGAUAAAAUUUAAUUAAAAGAUAAUGAAUUGUUAAUAAAUAGUUUUAUAUAUUAUCAAAUAUGUGGCCUUUAAUUCAGUUUAGCAUGAUAUAACAUUGAAAGAAAUAUUGAGAGGAUAAGAAAAACCCUGAAUAGACUAGGAGGGUCUUUAAUUGAAGAGGUAAGAAAGAAAUAGGACUUUGCUGACAUUGAAAAUUCCCGGGUUUUUGAAGAAGAAAAAAAGGUUCAAAUUAAAGAAGAGGACUUGUAUGGAAAAUCAUUUUAUCAGAAAACAGGGAAGUAUCCAGAGAAUGAGAUGUGGGAGAUGAAAAAGAUGUUGGAUUUUGAAAGGAAAAGAUCAGAAUUCCUCGAAGAAAAGGUUAAAGCCAAAGAUGAGUCAUUAAAAGAUAUGAUUAUCUUGCAGCAUGAACUCGAAGCAACAAUUGAAAUGCUGAAGCAAAGAAAUGCUCCUCAAACGACUAAUUGUGACAAAAGAAUUGGAAUUCUUGAAAGAGAGAUUGAAAUAUUCAAAGAAAAAAUAAAAGAAAGAGAUCAAAAGCUGAAAGGGAAAGAUGAUGAAAUUACACAAAUUUUAGCAGAAAAAAGCGAAUUGAAUUUUAAGCUCAAUAUAUUCUUUAACUCCUUAAUGCAAUAUAUAAAUCCCGCAAAAAUAAUUCUUGAAUAAAACUGAAAAAAAAUGAAUAAAAAUUGUUUAAAAGAGUAAAGAAAAUAGUGAAUUAAAAUGCCAGAUAAAGAGUCACCAAACAAAAUAUGAAGAACUUGAAAAAAUUUUAAAUGGAAAGAUUUCGGAUAUAAAAUUAUUACAAGGUAACUUGGAAGAUGCAAAGAAAAGAUAUUUGAACGAAAUUGAGAUUUCUAAUGAGCUUAGAAAUGAAAUUUCAACAAUGACGAUUUCCCUCAAUGAUAUUUCAAAGACUAGGGAGCAUGACAGUAUUCUUGCAGAGCUCGACCCUCAGCUCAAAUGAAAGAACUCAGAAGACAAGAUUUUUAUGAAUGAAAGUACAAAACCUGCAAUAGAAUCUUAUAGUUCCACAAAUAAAGCUGAAAACAUAGAUGAAGAUAAAGAAAACACACUAGAAAUGAGAUGCAAAAUUCAAAUCCCCGAACUUGACGAAAUAUCAAAACUCAAAGAAAAAAUGAAUCAGCUUUCUUCAAAAUUUGAAGAAAUAAAUAGUAAAAACAAAAACCAAGAUAAUGAUGACUUAAUCAGAAUUCUGGGAGCAGUUGACUUUAAAGAUGCUAAAGACAAAAUAGCGAAAUUUGUAAAACUUGAUGAAAAGUAUAGUUCUUUGAAGAAAACCUUUAAAAAAAUAGCAAAUUUAAUAGUUCAAUGUUCACCUGAAGGAUCAUUUUACUCAAUUCCUAGUCCCCAUCAAGUAUGAAAAUGGAUAACUCGCCUCUUACUCCCCCCCCCCUCCGUGAGUGAACAAAAAAAUUUUGUUCACUCACGGAGCGGGGUUAAUUUUUUUUUUUAAAAAAUUUAUAUAUAAAAUUUUUUAUAAAAUUUUUUUUUCGAAAUUUAAAAAAAAUCUCACUUCUAUAAAAAUUGGAAAGCAAAAAUUAAUUUAAUUUAUAAAAUUUAUGUUUUAAAACGCAAUUUAUUUAAAAUUAAACAGAAUUAGCUUGUAUAAUAAUUAUCACUUAUAUAUCAAAAUUUUUUUCCAUAAAAAUUUUUUCUAUUAAAAAAAUUUUUGUUCACUCACGGAGGGUGGGUUUUUGGGAAAAAAUAGGGAUUUUUCUAAUGGUUUUGUUCACUCACGGAGGGGGGGGAGUUAGAAGAGUAUAUGUCUCUUAAAAAAGGAUCAGAGAAAAUAUGUAAUUGUCUGGAAGCCAAAUCAUUUUCUCAAGCUCUUCAAAUUAUUGAAAAAUCAAUUGAAAAAUUUAAUAAUAAGCAUCAUAUUUAA